UUAAAUUAUCAAUAAUUAUUAUUAAAAUGAUUUCUCUGUUCGAUGUUUCAGGUGGACACAGAGGAUUCAGCCGUGUUAUUUGGACGGUGAAGAAGAUAGUAAGGGGAGAGUUCCCUUCCAUCACCUUGUACUACCGGAACGACGACGACAAUGGCAAUGGUAAUGAAUUUGAGGUUGCAGGGUUUCCCCGCGAUCUGGACGUUUACGUGACGUACAACAUCUCCGACGACUACCAACUGAGCGUGUCGAUGAGGGGAAAGUCGCUGACGGAGGCGACGCCGGUGAACUUGGCGCAGCACACGUACUGGAACCUGCGGGGCCACGACGGAGGCAGCAUCCUGUCACACAGAGUCCGAAUCUUCGCCUCCCGGAUAACCCCCGUCGACGCGGACCUCAUCCCCACGGGUGAGCUCGCGCUUGUCCAAGGCACGCCGUUCGACUUCCUCCGGCUAGAGACGGUGGGGUCGCGGAUCGACCGCAUCCCCGGCGGGUACGACAUCAACUACGUGGUGGAUUCGUGGGAGGGGAAGAUGUGGCUGAGCAGGGUGGCGACGGUGACCGCAGAGGAGACGGGGAGGAGGAUGGAGUUGUGGGCGGAUCAGCCGGGGGUGCAGUUCUACACGGGGAACUUCUUGAGAGGGGUGAAGGGGAAGGGAGGGGCGGUUUACGAGCAGCACGCGGGGCUGUGCCUGGAGACGCAGGGGUUCCCCGACGCCGUCAACCACCCGAAGUUCCCGUCGCAGAUCGUGGCGGCGGGGGACACCAGAGAGGGCGGCAGGAGGUCAGCCUCGGGCGAGAAAUCCGCGCGAUCGUCGAGUGUGAAGAAGGGCGGAGUAGUCGGAGGGCAAUUUUGGAAGAAAAAGAUUGAUAACCCCGGAAUCGUGAAAAACCUAAGCUUUCCAAGGUUUUCUGAUUCCGAGUUAUAUUCCCUGAUUGCUGACGUGGCGGUAAUGUUGUAUUACCGGGAAUCACUGAUUACUUAA
Molecule: messenger RNA, 983 nt
Organism: Zingiber officinale
Lineage: Eukaryota; Viridiplantae; Streptophyta; Magnoliopsida; Zingiberales; Zingiberaceae
Product: galactose mutarotase-like
Exons: 2
Coding region: 27-983 (318 amino acids)
Biological process (GO): glucose metabolic process; beta-D-galactose catabolic process via UDP-galactose, Leloir pathway
Molecular function (GO): carbohydrate binding; aldose 1-epimerase activity
Source: RefSeq, a predicted model, not a curated record